GGGAAGCGUUUGGAGUUCUGCUCGUCCUGGUCCUAAAGCAGCUGGAUAAGGCUUUGGGGCUGGGCAAAACAACUUGUGGCUUCGGGGGAGAGAGAGCGAUCUUUUACAAUCCUAGCCCAGCCCUGCUCCUCUCCCCAGCCACAAAAAUGCCUCUGGGGCUCAGGAGAGACAGUAGGAGCCAGUUUAGACAUAUAGCUCACGGCCUUGUUCCUGCAGCUACCAUAGCACCUAGACCAGCAGUUCCUCGAACACCCCCACCUCGUAGUCCAGAUCCUUCUCCAGAAAGACCUAGAUCUGCCCUUGCUGCAGCCAUCCUGGUGUCCACAUUAACUGGAAGGACUUUUGCUAUUCCUCAGCCUAAAUAUCGGUCACAUUCUGAAAGUGAUGCAACAUACAUGGAAGAAGAUGGUGGCAUCAUUGAACCAUAUGCCACUAUAACUGAGAUAAGACCUGGACCAGAGUGGCCAGAUGGGAAGGAAAAAAAAUAUUCUUUACCAGCUUUUAAAAUGUCAAGCUACAGUGAGGAUGAAGAUGAAGAAGUUGAGACAUAUCUCUCUGACAAUUACAGAGAUAUUGAGCUCAGUACUCAGAAAAAAGAAAACAAUUUUGAGAAUGCUGUUUAUGCUGUUCCAAACAGAAAUAACAAGGACACAGAACCACUGAUUUUUAGAACUUAUACUAAACCUGUUUCUGAACAAGAUGAAUUCCCCAUUUUGGAAGUUGGGUCAGUGCAAAUGAAAGGUAACCAUCCUCUUCAAAAUUUAAAGGAUGAAAAAUUAUCUGCUGAAAAUGUAAUUUUUGAAAAACCUCCACCAUCUCCAGAUGUAUCUAUAAGACGACGUCGAGAACACAUGGAACUAAGUAAACAUAACUUUGAUGAAUUAAAACAACAAAAUUAUUAUCUAACCACUACAAAUGAGACCCUCGCUCAUGAGCUUGAAAAAAUUAAACAGGAAAUGAAAGAAUUACAUUCACAGUAUAAGGAAAUGGACAAAAAUAAUGAAACUGUGAAAGAGACCAAACAGAAUCCUCAAAAAAAAGCUGAUAUGGGUGAAUUUCUUUCUCUAAGACAAGAAGCCCAGGAGUUGGUGGAUGAAAAUGAUCAUUUGAAAAUGACAAUAUAUCGUUUGAACGUAGAGCUAAGUCGAUACCAGACUAAAUUCAGGCACUUAUCCAAAGAAGAGAAUAUAGAAAUCAAAGGUCUUCCAUUCAAGGGGUCUCCACCACCUUGGCUGGUGGAUAUAAAGUAUUUGUCACCAUUAAUCUUAGCCUAUGAAGACAGAAUGAAAGAAAAGGAUGAUCUAAAUGUCAUGCUUGAGGAAGAAAUGAAAAUGUUUAAGAAACGAAUAGAAGAGGUGAUAAAAGAAAAUGAAACACUUCACCAAGAGCUGAAUAAAAGUAGUCCUCUCACCAGUAAGGAAUGGCAUCAGCUACAAACUCAGGCCCAGCUUGUGUUAGAAGAAAAUAAAGUUUUGAUGCAACAGCUUGAAAUUCAGCAAGCCAAAGCCAAAGAGAAUAACCAGCAACACAGUCAAGAAGUUUCCAAAGUGAUUAAACAGCAAAUGCUUCUGGAAAAUAAAGUAAAGAGUCAAGAAAAGGCACUAGCUGAGAAUGAGCAUCAAAUGGACAUUUUACGCUCUAAAUAUCAAAACUUGAAAAUACAAGUGGAUAGCCAAAUGGAGAUAAAAGUUCAUGAUAAAAUUGUUAAUGAACUCAAAAGCCAAUUACAAAAGGAAAAAGAGAAAUGGAAUGCUGAAACUGACAAUUUGAUAGAAAAGAUGACAGAGCUGCAAACACAAAACAAGAGCCUGCUUUUAGACAAAAUCAAAUUGGAAGCCGAAAACAAGGCCCUAAGAGCUGAAUUGGAAAGGGCACAGAAAUUAAAUAGGGGAUCUCAAAAGCAAAUAGACCUCCUUCAGCAACAAGUAGAAGAAUCAAUAGAGAAAGAAGAGUUAACUCACCAAUAUCUGACAAAUUUUGUCAUUUUCACAAAUGCUAUAGCUCAGGAACGUGACAAUCUUAUACAAUUGACUCAAUGCCUAGAAAGUGAAAAGCAAGGAGUUCUCUACAAAAUAAAAGAGAAGAAUAUUCGCUUAGGAAAAUUAGAAGAAAAGGUGAAGAUGUAUAAAAAGAAAGCUGCUGUGAAACUGGGAGACUUCAAUCACAAAAUGACCAAGCAAGAGGAAGACUUUGCUGAGAAGAUUUAUCAGUACCAGCGAGAGAUGAAGCACCUCCAGCAGCUGCUGCAAGAUAAGCAGGAUGCUCUGGAAGAAGUGCUACAACAGAAAAGAGAGGUAGAAGGUGAACUUGAAGUGGUUUGGGAAUCUACUGCCAAAGAAAACCAAAGAAUGAAAGAGUUCCUGCAUACCACCUUUGGGAAGACACACUCAUGGAAGAAAGCCAGCAUCUAUGAAUCAGGCUUAAACCAGAUCUCCAAAGAAGAUUUAGUUGAAGGCUAUGCUGUUAGCUAUUGUGAGGUGAAGUCUUCUUCAGGCAUCCAAUUACCAGAAAUGCCUGCUUUACAUACCUUAUACCAGACAGAACCCAGUGAAAACAAAGACAUUACAGCCAAAUCAGAAUUUUUUCUCCAACAGGAAGCUAAUUUAUGUUGAAAAAGGAAUUGUUCUAUUCCUUAUGCACAAUAUUUUUCUCCUCAUAGCUGUGACAUUCUUUACUUCAUCUAAAAGGUGAAAUAAAUUGUCCAAGAAAUCUAAUUUAGAUUUUUAAAAAUAUUAUUUAUAUUUUUAUAUUGCAUUUUUAAAUCCUUAUAAUACUUUUUAUCAGGUAAAAUGUACUAUCCCAGUAGUCACUGUUCAAUUCUAAGUGUUUUUUUUUAAAUAAACAGGUAACCUAAGUAGGGAAAUUUGAGCCCUAAUCAUCAUCAUAUAACAGCAAGAAGUCGAAGUCUGUUAUAAAAUAAUUGUGUAUUAAGAAGGAGUACGGUUUUGUCAUGUUUUAGUAAGUAAAUCAUGUCAAGUAAAACUUUUGCCUCUGACCUAAUAAGCUUAUUUCAAUGAUAUGUGCACAAGUUUAUGUGCAUAGCACUCUUUAGCAGUGAUGGUUUUGAGUUUUGAUUUCUUGAAAUUAUAAAAUAACAAAACUUAUACAAGAGUAAUAAGAGGUUAUUUCUCAUGAUCAAACUGUUCCAUGUUAGCAUAGUUUGGAAAUUUAUAGAAUGUUAUUAAAUAUUUGAUCAGUUUUGUUGUGUUUUUAUUUAUGGCAUACCAUUUGCCUAUAUCACUAGAGACAUUCACAAAAAUUUAUUUUUAAAAGUCCUGCUUUCUGCUGUUUAGAGUUACAAAUAUUUGACAUGUAUAUGAACCCAUCCAUAAGUCAGUAUGUACCCAAAGUUUAGGUAAUACCUCUUAUCUCUGGGCUCCUUGAAACAGUCAUGGCAUUGAUUUAUAUAUUAUAUUGUAAAGAAAUUAUUUAAGAAUUGAAAGCUAAAAAAAGGUAGUAUUUCUUAGAAUUAAAUUCUGUUAUGAUAUACUUUGUAUAUUAAUGAGCUCUAUCACUGACCAUACACCAGUGUGUCAAGUACCAGUGCUUUUGUUAUAAGAUUUCUCUAUGUGGGAAUUACACACUUUCAGUGAUGCAAAUCUUGGACCAUGUACCUUUCAAAAAUUUUUUUCCCCAAGUGCCUCAUAUUUUUAGACAUUUAAAAUGGCCAGAAUUGUUAUCUUUGUAAUAUUCUCACUCUGUGCACACACACACGAAAAAUCAUAAGAUGUUGAUCUUCUGAUGUACCUAUAAUCUCAUCAUUAAUUAUUCAGAGAACAUUCCUUUUUGCUUCAGACUUUAUCAAGCUUGUUCAGAGCUCAAAAACACAUUUUUUACAAAGUAGGUAAUUACAGAGAAUAUAGCUCCUCUCAUCAGCUUGCAUAGUCCCUGGAAAUUGCUUUGACUGGUGACAUUAUGUUCUCUGUGUGGCAGCCAGAUUCUCCUCACCAACUCCUCCAUGUCCUCUAUCUCUCUACCUUUGCACAUGUCCAUCCUGGCUGUAAUUUACACUCUCCCUCUUUACUUCUCUUAGACUCUUUAGCUCCCUGCAUGGCUCAGCUCAUGUACCACUGUUUAUGCUGCUUUUCUCCUCCUCCUCCAAUUAUGGUGCAUAUUUUUUUUAUCCGUUUUCAUAUUGUAUUUCCCCUGGUAGAAUGUAAGCUUCUUGAGGGCAAGGACUGUUUUUCGUUUUGUCUUUGUAUACUGGAGACAUAAUACCUAAUUGGUCUCUAAUAAAAUGCUUAUUGAACUGGG
This is a messenger RNA of Antechinus flavipes (yellow-footed antechinus), 4254 nucleotides long. RefSeq names its product centrosomal protein 89 (gene CEP89). The record is from RefSeq and is a predicted model, not a curated record. Lineage: Eukaryota; Metazoa; Chordata; Mammalia; Dasyuromorphia; Dasyuridae. Bases 147 to 2612 code for a protein of 821 amino acids. The transcript is spliced from 19 exons. Gene Ontology annotation, biological process: cilium assembly; mitochondrion organization; chemical synaptic transmission. Gene Ontology annotation, cellular component: centriole; ciliary transition fiber.